CCUGGUGGCCAAAGUAGGACAUUACACCAUUGAGAGAGACGGACGGGAGAGAAGCACUCUUCCCUGCACAUUCAGAAAAACAUGGCAGACGACGAGAAAUUACCAUCGGGCUGGGAAAAGCGGAUGAGCCGCAGUUCAGGUCGGGUCUACUACUUUAAUCACAUCACCAACGCCAGCCAAUGGGAGCGGCCGAGCGGGGCGGGGGAUGGGAAGGGCGAGCCGGAAAAGGUGCGCUGCUCCCACCUGCUGGUCAAGCACAGCCAGUCCCGCCGACCCUCAUCCUGGAGGGAGGAGAACAUCACCAGGUCCAAGGACGAGGCUCUGGAGAUGAUACAGCAGUACAUAGAGAAGAUCAAGUCUGGUGAAGAGGAGUUUGACAGUCUGGCCUCCCAGUUCAGUGACUGCAGCUCUGCACGGAAUGGAGGUGAUCUGGGCACAUUUGGCAGAGGUCAGAUGCAGAAGCCAUUUGAGGACGCCUCCUUCGCUCUGAAAGUGGGCGACAUGAGUGGGCCAGUGUUCACCGACUCUGGAGUCCACGUCAUCCUGCGCACGGGAUGAACCCAAAAGCACCCCCACCCCAAUAUCAACUUCCCCAAAAAACAUCCCCCUAUAUCAACAACUCUCCAAAAAAAGCCACCCCUAUAUCAAUAACACCCCUAGAAACAACCCCACUGCCCUCCAAGCUCAACAACUCCCCAAAGAACCACCCCCAAUGUCAACAACACCCUCAAAGACCCGCCCUGACCAAUAUUGGCCCCUUCUCUGAACCAGUGUGCGCCCCCCAUCCUCAAACUUAGCUUUCUUAAAUCAUUUCAUGAAACCAACACCCCCCAAAUAAAGGCUUCAUAAAACAAUGCCCCCUAGCAUUCCUCCUGUUCCAUCUUCCUCCAAAACCUGUUCACCCUCAGACCCCCCCCCCCCCCACACACACACACACACACACACACACCUCCUCCCCUACUAAUGCCCCACUGCUUGCCUCCGGUGUCAGACCUACCAACUUCCUCCUACCCCGUGUUCUCUCCUGAGUCAAGGAACACCUCUUUCACUUUGUCCUAGCCCCUCCCCUAAUGGUCUUCUUGAGCUCCGCCCCCAUCCCGGCUGCCCCACCCCCCUUAGUGUAAGUGCAUGGGUCUGCUGGGCGGGACUGAGAAACAGCUCUGUAGCCGCAGUCGCCACGGUGAUGGUGACUGUGAAUGAGACAACAAAUAAUAUGUAAAAAAAAAAAAUAAUAAUAAUAAUAAAAGAGAGCCUGUGAUUGGAGAGAAAGUGUAACUGUUGCUGUCUGCAGACAGUCUCAUGAAGAGUGAUGUUUACCUGGGUCAGUUACAGAAUAAUUUCGUAUUCAAAUAAUUUUCUGUGCUCGAUUGAUCUUGCCUCGUGCAAUUGAGCCAAUCAAGAGGACCAGAAGGUGGGGUUUGCACUUUUUGAGGGCUUUUCAUCCAUUUCAAAACACCCGACAAGUUCAGUCUGGUUGAAUUCAAAACAUUAACGUCAUAUGUCUGAAGGGGGGGGUAAGUGAGUAUGUGCCUGUGUGUUCCUGCCCAAACAGUGCUUUCUGCAGUGGUUCUCUAUGCGCUAGCCUUUGAUUGGCUCAAACUUACAGAGAUCCAUAAGGGUCCCGAACUGUGAUUGGUCUGUGUGUAAAAGGUGUUGCGUCUGUUAGCCAGUGAAAGCAGUGCUCUGGGAAAUAACAAAGAUUCACAGCAGGACAAGGAAGAGGGGAAAUCAGUGGAUUAGAUGGGAGGAUGGAACAUAGAAUGUCAUUUUGAAAGCAUGAAUGUAGAAAUGUAGCUUUCGUCUCUGGGUUAAAUGUGUAAUGAAUUCGGAAACCUCCAAUUCCUCAUGGCCAAGUAGAGAAACUUGUUUUUGACUUCUUAUUUUUAAAGGCAAUAGGUUUUUUGUAAGGGUGGGAGAAGGGAGAAAAGCACUGAAGUCCUUUUUGAAUAUUAUUUGUGUUUGUCCCUCCAUUCACUGCUUUAACUGUAAUGCCUGGGUCCUAGGACUACGUUACCCAUAAUGCAUGUGGAGGGUGUUUUUGCAUCGAUGCCAAAACAUCAGUUGCUGAGCAUCACCAUUAAAGGAAUGUGUUUUUUUGUAA
Molecule: messenger RNA, 2101 nt
Organism: Conger conger (European conger)
Lineage: Eukaryota; Metazoa; Chordata; Actinopteri; Anguilliformes; Congridae
Gene: pin1
Product: peptidylprolyl cis/trans isomerase, NIMA-interacting 1
Exons: 4
Coding region: 82-558 (158 amino acids)
Cellular component (GO): nucleus; cytosol
Molecular function (GO): protein binding; peptidyl-prolyl cis-trans isomerase activity
Source: RefSeq, a predicted model, not a curated record